CAACGGACAACAUCCUCGAGCGCAUCCCGUUGCUGUUGUCGGCAGACACCCCAUCUUCGCCAACACACCCCAUCCUCCCUGCUGCAGGCCAUCUGCAAAGAUGUCAAACUAUCACCGCGAUGUCUCCCAAUACAAGUACUCGGCUAUGUCCAACCUGGUUCUCCAGGCGGACCGUCGGUUUGUCACGAGACGGACCGAUGAGCCCACUGGGGAUCCAGAGUCACUCGCGGGGCGCCUGUCCAUCAAGGAUAUGGGCUCUCGUGUAGCUCGCACGACCGCGCCAAAGCCGAAGAAGACAAGUGCUAUGCCAGACGUUGAGCGAGGGAGCAUGCGAGAAGGAGCCGACGUUCUCCAGUUCGUGAAGCAGAAGGGCAAGGCUGAGUCGCGGGGCGGAGGCAUCCUGUCCGGCGCCGAUGCGCUGAUCGAAGGCAUCCGAUACCGACCCCGAACCCAGCCCACCCGCGACGCCUUCAACCUUAUCUUGACCAUCGUGGCGGAGCACCUCGGCGACGUCCCCCAUGAGGUCGUGCGAAGCGCCGCCGACGCGACGCUAGAGUAUCUCAAGGACGACGAUCUGAAGGACUUCGACAAGAAGAAGGAGAUUGACGAUAUAUUGGGCGUCUCCAUGAGUCCCAAGCAGUUCAACGAGCUUGUAAACCUUGGGAAGAAGAUCACGGACUACGAUGCCCAGGACGAAGACGAAGACGUCGAGGAGGUGAAGAGAGCCGGCGAAGACGAGAUCGACGGUCGGCAGGGCGUUGCUGUCAACUUCGAGAACGAGGAAGAUGAUGGCAUGGUGGAUGUCGUCCGGGAUGAAUCGUCGGAAGAUGAGGCGGACCUGGAGGACGAAGAAGACCGUCCAGAACUUCAAGAGGUCGCCGAUGCUGGUGAGGCCGGCCAAGAUCGUGACGAGGAGGAGGCUGGGUUGGGAGACGGCGAUGCCAUGGUGAUUGAGGCGGUGCCGUCCGGAAAAGUUGAGACCCAGGAGAAGAACUACGUCCCGGCCCGGGAUAUUGAUGCAUUUUGGCUGCAACGCCAAAUCGGUCGUCUGUACCCGGACGCUCAUAUUCAGCAUGACAAGACGUUACAGGCCCUCAGAAUCCUAUCCGGAGAGCCCGACGAGCCUGGCGGCGAGGAGAAGCAGCUUCGCGAUAUCGAGAACGACCUGAUGGAGCUCUUCGACUACGAGCACCAUGAGAUCGUGCAGAAGCUGAUCGAGAACCGAGAGAAGGUUGUGUGGCUCACCCGGUUGGCGAGGGCCGAGGAUCGGGAGGAGCGUGAGACGAUUGAGCGGGAGAUGGCCUCGGAAGGACUGCGCUGGAUUCUCGACGAGCUGCAUGGCAAGCCGAAAGAUGACCAGAAGAAACCUAAGAUGGAGAUCAAGAUGGAUAUCGACAAGGACGCUUUCGCAAACGGGCAACCUCAGAAACCGGAGCAGCGCGAGGGCGGGCUGGUGGGAGGACUGCAACCCAAGAAGCUGAUCAACCUGGAAAAUCUUGUGUUUGACCAGGGGAAUCACCUGAUGACCAACCCGAGGGUCAAGCUCCCCGACGGCACGACGAAACGGACCUUCAAGGGAUACGAAGAAAUUCAUGUUCCUCCGCCAAGAAGGCGCACCGAUCCCGGUGAGCAGAACAUCCCGAUCUCCGAGAUGCCGGAGUGGGCGCGGCUGCCCUUCAGCACCACCAAGUCGUUGAACAGGAUCCAAUCCAAGUGCUACCCUGCCGCUUUCGAGGACGACGGCAACAUGCUCGUCUGCGCCCCGACUGGCAGUGGCAAGACCAACGUUGCUAUGCUCGCGAUGCUUCGGGAGAUCGGCAAGAACAGGAAUAGCCGGGGCGAAAUUGAUCUGGAUGCGUUCAAGAUUGUUUACAUCGCCCCCCUGAAAGCCCUCGUCCAGGAGCAAGUUGGCAAUUUUGGAAAAAGGCUGGAGCCGUAUGGCAUCAAGGUCUCGGAGCUCACGGGCGACCGUCAGCUCACCAAACAGCAAAUCUCCGACACCCAGGUCAUCGUGACGACUCCUGAAAAAUGGGACGUCAUCACGAGAAAGGCAACCGACAUCUCCUACACUAACUUGGUCCGCCUCAUCAUCAUCGACGAGAUCCAUCUGCUCCAUGACGAUCGUGGCCCCGUCCUCGAGAGCAUCGUAAGCAGGACUAUCCGGCGAACGGAGCAGACCGGCGAGCCCGUCCGCAUCAUCGGUCUGUCUGCCACGCUGCCUAACUACCGGGAUGUGGCGAGCUUCCUCCGGGUCGAUUUCGACAAGGGCAUGUUCCAUUUUGACGGCUCAUACCGGCCUUGCCCACUGCGGCAAGAGUUCAUCGGCGUCUCUGACAAGAAGGCUAUCAAGCAGCUCAAGACGAUGAAUGAUAUCACCUACCAAAAAGUCCUGGAGCAUGUUGGUCAACAUCGCAACCAGAUGCUGGUGUUUGUCCACUCCCGUAAAGAGACUGCGAAGACAGCAAAGUAUAUCCGGGACAAGGCGCUGGAAAUGGAUACGAUCGGUCAGAUUCUCAAGCACGAUGCUGGCACCCGGGAGGUUUUGAGCGAGGCCGCAAACUCGGUCAACAACACGGAUCUCAAGGAUAUCCUGCCGUAUGGCUUUGGUAUCCAUCACGCCGGCAUGAGCCGAGCCGACAGGACUGAUGUCGAGGAUCUCUUCGCGAGCGGGCAUAUCCAAGUGCUUGUGUGCACAGCGACCCUUGCCUGGGGCGUCAACCUGCCCGCUCACACUGUCAUCAUCAAGGGCACACAAGUCUAUUCCCCGGAGAAGGGCAGCUGGGUCGAGCUAAGCCCCCAAGAUGUUUUGCAAAUGCUCGGCCGAGCGGGUCGCCCACAGUUUGAUACUUACGGUGAGGGCAUCAUCAUCACGACGCAAGGCGAGAUCCCCUACUAUCUGUCGUUGCUCAACCAGCAGCUGCCGAUCGAGAGUCAGCUCGCAAGCAAGCUCGUUGACAGCCUCAACGCCGAAAUCGUCCUUGGCAAUAUCCGGAGCCGCGAUGAAGGCGUCGAGUGGCUCGGGUACACCUACCUCUUCGUCCGGAUGCUUCGUUCUCCGGGGCUUUACAGCGUCGGGCCGGAGUAUGAGGAUGAUGAGGCCUUGGAGCAGAAGCGGGUCGACUUGAUACAUUCCGCUGCGACAGUUCUGAAGAAGUCAAACCUGAUCAAGUACGACGAGAAAACAGGCAGGAUGCAGUCCACCGAGCUUGGGAGGAUCGCCUCCCACUACUAUAUCACCCACGGGUCAAUGGAUAUCUACAACAAGCUGAUCCAGCCGUCGAUGAACGACGUUGAGCUGUUCCGAGUGUUCGCGCAAAGCGCCGAGUUCAAGUACAUCCCAGUCCGUCAGGAGGAGAAGCUUGAGCUCGCGAAACUCCUCGCUCGCGUCCCCAUCCCUGUCAAGGAGAGCAUCGAGGAGCCGACCGCCAAGAUCAACGUCCUUCUGCAAGCCUACAUCUCCCGCUUGAAGCUCGAAGGACUAGCCCUCAUGGCCGAUAUGGUCUACGUCACGCAAUCCGCCGGCCGUAUCCUCCGGGCCAUCUUCGAGAUCACUCUGAAGAAGGGUUGGGCGUCUGUUGCCAAGCUGGCCUUGAACUUGUGCAAGAUGGCCGAGAAACGGAUGUGGCCGACUAUGUCGCCUCUCCGGCAGUUUCCCAACUGUCCGCCCGAGAUUGUGAGGAAGGCGGAGCGGAUAGACGUGGAUUUUAGCAGCUACUUCGACUUGGAUCCUCCCCGCAUGGGCGAGCUGCUUGGCCUACCAAAGGCCGGCAAGACUGUGUGCUCCAUGGUCUCCAAGUUUCCGCGCGUUGAGAUCCAAGCGAAUGUGCAGCCCAUGACAAGGUCCAUGCUGCGUAUCGAGCUUACCAUCACCCCAACCUUCGAGUGGGACGUUGACGUCCAUGGGCUGGCCGAGAGCUUCUGGAUCGUGGUUGAAGACUGCGAUGGCGAAGAUAUCCUCUUCCAUGACCAGUUCAUCCUGCGCAAGGAAUACGCCGAAGCAGAGGCCAAUGAGCACAUUGUCGAGCUCACGGCGCCUAUCUCGGAGCCGAUGCCGCCGAACUACUUCAUCUCGGUCAUCUCUGACCGGUGGAUGCACUCUGAGACUCGCCUGGCCGUGUCGUUUGAGAAACUUAUCUUGCCGGAGCGGUUCCCUCCACACACGGAGCUUCUCGACCUUCAGCCCCUCCCCCCGUCUGCUUUGAAGGCCAAGGACUUUGCUGCUCUGUAUCCGGAUUGGCAGCAAUUCAACAAGGUGCAGACGCAGACUUUCAACUCUCUGUACAAUACAGACAACAAUGUCCUGGUGGCCGCGCCGACUGGCAGCGGCAAGACAGUCUGCGCAGAGUUCGCGUUGCUACGCCACUGGGCAAAACAGGAUCCUGGACGCGCGGUGUACAUCGCUCCCUUCCAAGAACUGGUGGACUUGCGGUUCCAGGACUGGCAAAAACGCUUCUCCAAUCUCCGCGGGGGCAAGGACAUUGUGAAGCUGACGGGAGAGACAACCGGCGACCUGAAGUUGCUCGAGCAGGGAGACCUUAUCCUCGCCACUCCCCUCCAAUGGGAUGUCCUUUCACGGCAGUGGAAGAGGAGGAAGAAUGUUCAGACUGUGGAGCUGUUCAUCGCGGACGACCUGCACAUGCUCGGCGGCCUGAAUGGCUACAUCUACGAGAUCAUCGUGUCCAGGAUGCACUACAUCCGGACGCAGACGGAACUUCCCCUCAGGAUUGUCGGCCUCAGUGUCUCACUCGCCAACGCUCGCGACGUCGGGGAGUGGAUUGACGCCAAGAAGCAUGACAUUUACAAUUUCAGUCCUCAUGUGCGUCCGGUGCCGCUGGAACUUCACAUUCAGUCCUACACGAUUCCGCACUUCCCGUCGCUCAUGCUCGCAAUGGCGAAGCCGACGUAUCUCGCCGUCACUCAGAUGUCAGCCGAUCAGCCGGCCCUCAUAUUUGUGCCAAGUCGGAAGCAGACAAGAGCGACGGCUCGGGACCUCCUCAGCGCAUGCCUGGCGGACGAUGACGAAGACCGUUUCUUGCAUGUCGAGGUGGACCAGAUCCGGAAGCUUCUUGAGCGGGUCCAGGAAGAAGCCCUCGCUGAGGCCCUCUCCCAUGGUGUCGGCUACUAUCACGAAGCCUUGAGCCAGAGCGACAAGCGCAUCGUCAAGCAUCUGUAUAACAACGGCGCCAUCCAAGUUCUGAUCGCUUCCCGCGAUGUAUGCUGGGAGCUCGAUUGCACAGCUCACCUCGUCAUCGUCAUGGGCACCCAGUACUUUGAGGGGAGGGAACACCGCUACGUCGACUAUCCCCUCAGCGAGGUUCUCCAGAUGUUUGGCCGGGCGGUGCAGCCGUCAAAGGAUGGACGGAGCCGUGGGGUUCUGAUGCUUCCAGCCGUGAAGCGGGAGUACUACAAGAAGUUCCUCAACGAGGCUCUGCCGGUGGAGUCGCAUCUUCACAACUUCCUCCAUGAUGCAUUCGUCACGGAGAUUAGCACCAAGAUGAUCGAGUCUGGCGAAGAUGCGAUCAACUGGGCCACGUUUACGUAUUUCUACAGGCGUCUGCUCGCCAAUCCGAGCUACUACAGUCUGACGGAUCCGACGCACGACGGGCUGAGCCAGUAUCUCUCAGACAUGGUGGAGGUGACGUUGAAGGAACUGGCGGACUCAAGGAUCAUCGAGAUGGACGAGGAUGACGGGACGGUCGCGCCGCAAAAUGCAGCGAUGAUCGCGGCCUACUACAACAUCUCGUACACUACGAUGGAGACAUUCCUCCUGUCGCUGUCGCACAAGACGAAGCUGAAGGGCAUCCUCGAGAUCGUGACGUCGGCAACCGAGUUCGAAUCGAUCCAGAUCAGGCGGCACGAGGAAGCCAUCCUCCGGCGCAUCUACGACAACGUGCCAGUCAAGCUGGCAAAGCCUGUCUUGGACUCGCCUCAUUUUAAGGCGUUCGUCUUGGUGCAGGCACAUUUCUCCAGGAUGAGCCUGCCCAUCGAUCUCGCCAAGGACCAGGAGGUCAUCUUGACCAAGAUUCUCAGUCUGUUGAGCGCGGCGGUCGACAUCCUCUCGUCCGAGGGACACCUGAACGCGAUGAACGCGAUGGAAAUGUCGCAGAUGGUGGUGCAGGCCAUGUGGGAUCGCGACAGCCCGCUGAAGCAGAUCCCCCACUUCACGCCCGAGGUGGUUAAGGUGGCGAACAAGUACGGCAUCCGGGACAUCUUCGACUUCAUGGAGAAGAUGAAUCCGGACGAGAACGCCGACUACGGCUCGCUCGUCCGGGAUCUCGGCCUCUCCCAGGCGCAGCUCGCGCAGGCGGCCCACUUCACCAACACCAAGUACCCCGACAUCUCGCUCGAGUUCGAGGUCGAGGAUCAGGACAGCAUCCGGGCGGGCGAGCCUGCGUACCUCAAGAUCCACAUCGAGCGGGAGGUGGAAGAGGGCGAGGAGUUCGACGCGACGGUGCACGCGCCGUUCUACCCGGGCAAGAAGUCCGAGAACUGGUGGCUGGUGGUCGGCGAGGAGAGUUCGCAGACGCUGCUGGCCAUCAAGCGGGUCACCGUCGGCCGGGAGCUCAACCUCAGGCUCGAGUUCACGGUGCCCACGCCCGGCCGGCACGACCUGAAGCUGUUCCUGAUGAGCGACAGCUAUGUGGGUGUCGAUCAGGAGCCCACUUUCUCGGUCAUGGUUGAGGAAGGCAUGGAUGUUGACGAGAGUGGGGAGGAGGAGGAGUGAGGGGAUGAGUAAGGAAAACGGGUUUCAGGCGGGGGAGAGGUGUGAAAACUUGCCGGUGAAGGUAUGGAUGGCAAUAGUUGACCGAGUCUGUCAAGACCGAUUUGGGACAAAGUGUACGGUACCCAGAGGAGUUGGGUGGGACAAUGCAAAGUGGUUUU
Molecule: messenger RNA, 6882 nt
Organism: Thermothielavioides terrestris NRRL 8126
Lineage: Eukaryota; Fungi; Ascomycota; Sordariomycetes; Sordariales; Chaetomiaceae
Exons: 1
Coding region: 101-6724 (2207 amino acids)
Cellular component (GO): nucleus
Molecular function (GO): ATP hydrolysis activity; nucleic acid binding; ATP binding
Source: RefSeq, a predicted model, not a curated record